AUGUGCAUAUGUGGAGAAACUUGGCAGAAUCCUCCUUCGCUUCACAUCAAAGCAGCCGUUCAUAUACCAGAUGAUGGUUGCGUGCUUUUCAGAUUGCGUCACGUAUUUCUGACUAAUCCAUUCACAAUGGCGAAAAUCUCAGCACAACGAGCAGGCUCCACGAGCCAUGUAUGGGGAUACGUGAUCGUGUUAUUUGCAGCGCUGGCGUUUAUUUCCUCCAUGUACGUUAUGGUCUUCUCCAAGCUAAUGCUACUGCUCCCACUACCUACCACCGAGAUAGCACAACAAGCCAAUAUGAAUAUAAGUCUGAUAUCGUCUGUGGAACGAGACGUAUAUUACUGCUACCUAGUACCGCUCACAAUUCCCGUGACCAUUGUGGCCUGCUACGCAAAUUGGUAG
Plasmopara halstedii is the source of this 399-nucleotide messenger RNA. RefSeq lists its product as uncharacterized. Bases 1 to 399 code for a protein of 132 amino acids. The record is from RefSeq and is a predicted model, not a curated record. The transcript is spliced from 6 exons. Lineage: Eukaryota; Oomycota; Peronosporomycetes; Peronosporales; Peronosporaceae.